Messenger RNA from Dicentrarchus labrax (European seabass), 3817 nucleotides. RefSeq names its product T-box transcription factor 5b (gene tbx5b). Gene Ontology annotation, cellular component: nucleus. Gene Ontology annotation, biological process: regulation of transcription by RNA polymerase II; cardiac left ventricle formation; pattern specification process. Lineage: Eukaryota; Metazoa; Chordata; Actinopteri; Moronidae. The record is from RefSeq and is a predicted model, not a curated record. Gene Ontology annotation, molecular function: DNA-binding transcription factor activity, RNA polymerase II-specific; RNA polymerase II cis-regulatory region sequence-specific DNA binding.
GUGUUUGUGAUUGGCCAAUGUCACAGCCGUGAUUUGGGGUGCAGAUACCGAUGCGUCGUGCAGACCUAUGGGAGCGCCGGAAAGGCAGAAGGGGGAGGGCAGAGAGUGUGAGGCGGACUCCAUUUGUAAUGAAGCAUCUGAUGAGGGGUUCAGAUCAGGGCUGCCACUAAGUCAGUGAGGGCAAUAAAGAGAGGGGCGAUAUAAACGAGGAGGAAAUUACAUCCGCUUUGAACGGGAUUCAGCGUCCACAGCAGCCGGCUGGAGGCGGGAGGCAGCGGAGCGGACCGAGCCGCGGGUUGCGCGCAGGGAGACGGACAGUGGAGCCAGAAACUAACCCGAUGAUAUUUCAGAGCCGCACAUGGAACAUGGUGGAUUUUUGAGAACCGACACCGCAACAUCUGGACAGUUGGAUUUAAAAAAAAAAAGAUAAUAAUAAUUUAGUGGACAUCAAGGCAGGCUACUAAAACAGGCUGCAGAGCGCGCAGGAGCAGGAUGAGCGUGUUUUCUGCAGGGAGAGCAGAGAAGUGCGUUUGAGUGGGACAUGGCAAACGGAGGGGACCAGUUCGGCCUUGCAGAGCGUCCGGACUCGGACUGCAUGGAUUCCCCAAAAGAGACCAAACAUGAGAAUCACAGCUACACCUUAAACUCACCAGCUUCCCCGCAGACCGCGUCCAGCCAGCAGGUACCGGCCUGUACCGCCGACCACAAUGGGAUGGAGGGAAUCAAAGUUUUCCUUCAUGACAGGGAACUUUGGACGAAGUUUGAUGAAGUGGGAACUGAAAUGAUCAUCACCAAGGCUGGAAGGAGGAUGUUCCCGAGCUACAAGGUGAAGGUCACAGGACUCAACCCAAAAACCAAGUACAUCCUCCUGAUGGACAUCGUCCCGGCGGAUGACCAUCGCUACAAAUUCGCAGAUAACAAAUGGUCGAUAACGGGAAAGGCAGAGCCGGCGAUGCCCGGGAGGCUGUAUGUUCACCCGGACUCUCCCGCCACCGGGGCGCACUGGAGCCGCCAGCUCGUCUCUUUCCAGAAGCUCAAACUCACCAACAACCACCUGGACCCCUUCGGACAUAUAAUACUCAACUCCAUGCACAAGUACCAGCCUCGUCUCCACAUUGUCAAGGCGGACGAGAAUAAUGGUUUCGGCUCAAAAAACACGGCUUUCUGCACCCACGUCUUCUCUGAAACUGCCUUCAUCGCUGUGACGUCCUACCAGAACCACAAGAUUACACAGCUGAAGAUAGAGAACAAUCCUUUUGCAAAGGGCUUCAGAGGCAGCGACGACAAUGAGUUGCAUCGCAUGGCCAAGCUACAAGGUAAGGACUUCCCUGUGGUCCCUCGCAGUACUGUCCGUCAGAGAGCCUGCUCCACUGGUAGUCCGUUCAGUGGGGAGGGUCGGGGUCUGCGGGGCUCCCCUGAAGCCGUCGGGUCCCCCUACAGCUGUGAGAAUGGCUUGAACAGCAGCAGUCCCCAGGAGCUGCUGAGUCCCCCCCCACACUACAUCCUGCCUCAUCCUCACCUGCAGCAUGGCCAGCAGCAGCAGGUGUACCACUGCACCAAGAGGAAAGUUGAGGAGAACUGCUCUUCAGGAAACCGCCAGCAUCCGUACAAGAAACCUUUCACUGGUAGCUCACCAAGUGAGGGCGAGUCUUACUAUCACCCCUCCUCCUACCCUCCUCCUCCACCCGGUCUCUCCAACAACCCUGCCCUGGGUCUCACUGACUCCCCCUACAGCUCAGACAUGGGACAGCGUCAGGCAUGCAUGUUUGCCGGCUCAGAGCCCAGACUGGAUGAACUCAACUGUGCAUCCUGGUCAUACACCUGCCCGCUCCCUUCUGCUAUGACCCCCAUGGAACCCUACCCGCCUUACACCCCUCAUCCUCCCUACAGCUCCAGCCCUCAGGGCUCUCGACUCAGUGCUAUAGCCCACCAGAGCUCUCCGCCGCUGGGAGAACACAUCACCCACGACCCCUACCAGAGCCAGAGCUCUGGACCUCCAUCUCAGAGCUCCCAAAACAUUCACAGCAGGCAGCUCAGCCCUCCUCUCAGAGAGUAUCAUCGCUACACGCCCAACCUGUCUCCUCCUCUCUACCACACACUAGAGACACACACACACAUCAGGUGUGGAGUCCCAGAAUGGAGUGCAGCCUCUUAACUGAACCAGAGUGGACAGAGAUUCCUCGUCUCAAAUUCAAUGACCCUUCUUUCUGCUCUUCUGAAAGAUGCUGCACCGAAUACGGACUAAAUGUGAUAUUACCUUUGUAAAAUACUUGUGAAAAGUGUGAUUUUGUGCUGUGUGAAGAGGUGUCAUUGGUCAGUUAUGUUUCUCCCUCGUGCUGGAUGGAGCAGUGGAUCGUUAAAGACUUGGACAUCCAUGACUCGUCAGAUGUUAAAAAAAAAAAAAAAAAGAGCAGCACAAUCAAAGUUGUACUUUAUUGUCUUUAAAUAACCCAAAGACUGGUGUCACCCAAAUGUUUGCACUGUGAGCCCUGUUAAGGCCAGACCGUGAGCAGCACUAGGCUGUUUUCCUCUCAAUGACUCCCACUCUCUCCAUUGUGAAGGAUGUAAAUUGUAACCCACUGUCAGACAGGCAGUAACAUUUACUGACCAAAAUAAUCUCAGCAGAGCCUGAGGGAGACAUAUUUUUCUUUAGUGGAGCAAAGCACAGCUCCGUGCUCAGUCUCAGUGAAGGAGAAAAGGCAUGAGUUGUCUGUGUGUGCGUGUUUGUAUGUAAAACCCAUGUCAGCUCAGCUCAAGGAUGCUAUGAGUUAAUUUCCAAUGAGACAGGCAGUAGUAGCUCCAGGCGCUGCACCAUAGAGAUAAACAGUUUGUUUAGACCACGCUACAGGCUGAAGGACCUGUAAACAGUUUCCACUGCAUUCUGGGUAAAUGCACUACUCAGCGUCAUGCAGCUGUCACCGCUGUCCUCUUAGUCACCCCCAGCUGACCAAUCAGCGUUCCCCGUUCACAGAGAGCCAGCCAAUGAGCGCACUCCUCUCUUUUAUCCCCAGCUGACCAGUCAGCGCUGGAGUGCCGCAUGUUUUAUGUGUGCGUGUGUUGUCCCAUUUUUGUUUGUUUCUGAAUUAUUCAUGAGUCCAGUGUUGAUCCUUGACAUGCGAGGAUUGCUCAGCAAACACAAAGAAUCAGUGCUGUAAAUGUGACAAUGUUUGACCAAUUUGUUCAAAUAUUCUUUUUUAGUCUCUCUGUUUUGAAUCUGAAUGCUCCCUGUCACCUCCAUACAGUAUUUCUCCAUUGCUUUGAGAAGAUUGUGUUAAAAACAUUUCCCUACAGAUUUGGGUAGCAUUACUUUCUUCCUUUAAGCUAACUGUAAAGAAACAUUUUUGGCACCCACUGUGCAAAAUAGAAGCAAGCUGAGAUUUUUGGUUUAUUUUUGUGUAAUGAAGCAGUUUUUAUAUCUUUGCCCAGGUGUUUUACAUGCAGUAACAUGUGAGAAGGUGCUCUAACUUUACAAACCAUCAGUAUGCAGAAAGCAGAUCCUCAUCAUUCCUUGAUAUGUAUUUGAUUUGUGUGUGAGUGAGAGUAUGUGUGUGUUAAAAUGAGAUUUUUUUAUAGCCUUGUUCCCGCUAAUAAUAUUUAUUACUCUAGAUUUGUAAAGAUUAGUUUGUUGUUAACUUGUGCAACAAGACGGUAUUGUUUGGAGAUAUUUGUUUCUCUUUGAAAGUUUGUUUCUGUUUUCACCUUCCAUCUCCAAGUGGUGAUAAAUAGUUGUGAUAAACAAACACAAUUUUCUGUUCUAUGGAAAUAAAGACAGAUUUAUAUACCGAAAUGGAAUAAAUUUUAGAGAUUUUUUGCGUAA